AUGGUACGCUUCAUUGCUGCGAUCACCUCCAAGGAGAGAGUUGACGACACGCCUAAGGCAUCUGCUAGUCCAGGUUUUGCGCCGUCCGCCGCUGUUGAAAAUCAGGAAAUGCGGGAAUGUCCAGUUAUGGUGGGACCAGAGUUUUUGUACCGAAGUCAAAUGCCUAGUAUUGCACUAAAAGCGCUGAACAGUGAGGUACGAAACGCAGCUGGCAUUCACCACCGAAAGUUUUUCCGAAAGUCUCAUGCAACGAGCGUUGUUGUGGACCUGCUGAAUGGACAGCGAGUGGACGUCGCUUGUAAAACUGGCUGCGUGGCGAACGACAUAUUCGAAGUGGUCAGUACGCAUACGAAUCUUACAGAACGUCACUUUUUCGGUUUGGCUUUCCUCCGAGAUGGCGAGUAUUACUUUCUCGAACCAGAGCAGAAGAUCGGCAGGUUCGCACCUCCCGGUUGGCGCCAUUCUGAUCAAUCCAGAGUGCGAACCGUCUAUCAUCUGUACCUGCGUCUCAAGUAUUAUCCGAUCGGACUGACGUUCAUCAAGACCGAACAGACCAUGCAUCAAGUAUACCUGCAGCUGCGGCGCGACAUCAUGGACAGUGGUCUACAGUGCGGCGACGUUGCGGUCGCAAUGAAGCUUGCAGCCGUCGCUCUGCAAGUUGAAAUGGGCGACUACCGCCUGAACGAAGACGAUCGUUUCAGCGUUGAACACUAUCUCCCAAAGGUGAUUGUUUGA
This is a messenger RNA of Soboliphyme baturini, 735 nucleotides long. NCBI's taxonomy places the organism in Eukaryota, Metazoa, Nematoda, Enoplea, Dioctophymatida, Soboliphymatidae. The record is from the annotation of a GenBank genome assembly.